This is a messenger RNA of Varanus komodoensis (Komodo dragon), 6473 nucleotides long. RefSeq names its product CCR4-NOT transcription complex subunit 6 (gene CNOT6). Bases 1017 to 2690 code for a protein of 557 amino acids. Gene Ontology annotation, cellular component: cytoplasm; CCR4-NOT complex; nucleus. Gene Ontology annotation, molecular function: poly(A)-specific ribonuclease activity; protein binding. Gene Ontology annotation, biological process: nuclear-transcribed mRNA poly(A) tail shortening. The transcript is spliced from 12 exons. Lineage: Eukaryota; Metazoa; Chordata; Lepidosauria; Squamata; Varanidae. The record is from RefSeq and is a predicted model, not a curated record.
GCCCUAAUGUGUAUAUGCCACUUCCAGCAUUGGGGUGCUGUGACUGUAAGCACCAGUUGAUGGGGUAAAUCAUUGGGAGGAUGUUGUUGAACACAUAUCCUGUUUGUAGUUUUCAGAGGCAGUGUGUGAACAGAAUACUGGUCUGCUCAUGUAUGGCUGUUGUAAGGACCAGGUAGGGUCUCAGCUUGAAAAUGACAUAGAACAUUUCACUUCUUGGUGAAACCAUUGUCUCAUUUUCAGAUAUUUGCUUAUCCCCUGCCCCAGGUUUUUUCUACUCCUUAAGCUUCUCGCCUGCAUAUGGACCAUUUUCCUGUUCAGUCUUCCACACCUCAAACAGCCUUUCCUUUCAUUGCUAAGACCCACAUCUAUGCUGUGGUACUUUUCUAAUGCAGUCAUCUCCUUGCAAAUGCAAUCUCAGUGUGCAUUAAGUGGUUGAAUUAUAGAGUUCAGAACAUUACACUGUACUUUAGCUCAGAUUUUAAGAACUGAAAAGGAAAUAGGGCAUUAAAAACUUUGUAUGAGACAUUCAGAUAGGCUUGCCAUUUAUAUGUUGUUGCUUCUGGAACUAGUUCAGCAUAAAGUUUGAGCCCUCACUUCUUGAAAAUGUGGGAAGCAGUGACCUUGACUUUCAGGUACUUGAGUGUCUCUUUGCUUCUGUAAAGCAAGCUUAACUUGCUUCACCAAAAUGACGAACUACUGUAAGUGCUUUAGGGGGUGACAGUAAAAAUAGCAGGUGUUUCAGACUUUCUGUCUUGAUAAGUUAAAACAAUGCAAAUAAGCUUUUAAGUCUACCAGUUUUUAGCUUAUUUGCUACAAUUCCUUUUCCUAAAAUAGGAACGUUAGUCUAACUGGAUUUUCUCUUCUUUUUCUUAAUCUGUUUUGCAGCUCUCCUAGUGGUCAGCCAUAUGUGGCUUCCAAUGUGGAUUUGACUGGGAGUACUGCAAAUCUGAUGGCAGGGGGUGCAAAAUCCACAGCAGCGUGAAAUUUCCUUAUUUUCCUGGCGCACUUUUACCGGAAUGCCCAAAGAAAAGUACGAUCCACCUGAUCCACGGAGGAUGUACACAAUUAUGUCCUCGGAGGAAGCAGCCAAUGGGAAAAAAUCACACUGGGCAGAGUUGGAAAUAAGUGGGAAAGUGCGCAGUCUAAGUUCAUCGUUGUGGUCACUGACCCACUUGACAGCUUUGCAUCUCAGUGACAACUCCUUAUCCCGUAUUCCUUCAGACAUUGCCAAGCUUCACAAUCUGGUAUAUUUGGACCUGUCCUCUAAUAAAAUCCGCAGUUUGCCAGCAGAACUCGGAAACAUGGUGUCACUCAGGGAACUCCAUUUAAAUAACAACCUGUUACGAGUUCUACCAUUUGAGCUGGGAAAACUGUUUCAAUUACAGACACUGGGUUUGAAAGGGAACCCACUUACACAGGAUAUUCUGAAUCUCUAUCAGGAACCAGACGGAACAAGAAGGCUACUGAAUUACUUGCUUGAUAACCUGGCAGGUACUGCAAAAAGAAUUUCAACAGAACAGCCACCUCCUAGAUCUUGGAUUAUGUUGCAAGAACCAGAUCGAACGAGACCAACAGCUCUGUUCUCUGUCAUGUGCUACAAUGUUCUCUGUGAUAAAUAUGCUACUCGGCAGCUAUAUGGCUAUUGCCCAUCAUGGGCAUUGAACUGGGAAUACAGGAAAAAGGCUAUUAUGCAGGAAAUCUUAAGCUGUAAUGCUGAUAUCAUAAGUCUCCAGGAGGUCGAAACUGAGCAGUACUACAGUUUCUUCUUAGCAGAAUUGAAAGAACGUGGGUACAAUGGAUUCUUUAGUCCGAAAUCUAGAGCUAGGACAAUGUCUGAACAAGAAAGAAAACAUGUUGAUGGCUGUGCAAUAUUUUUCAAGACAGAAAAGUUCACUUUGGUUCAGAAGCAUACUGUUGAAUUCAACCAACUGGCUAUGGCAAACUCAGAAGGAUCUGAAGCAAUGCUGAACAGAGUAAUGACAAAAGAUAACAUUGGAGUUGCUGUGUUGUUAGAGUUACGAAAGGAAUUAAUAGAAAUGUCAUCUGGCAAGCCACACCCUGGAACAGACAAACAGCUUGUCCUUGUAGCAAAUGCACACAUGCACUGGGACCCAGAGUAUUCUGAUGUGAAGCUGGUGCAAACCAUGAUGUUUCUUUCUGAAGUGAAGAACAUAAUUGACAAAGCCUCUCGGAGUCUCAAGCCUGGAAUUUCAGGAGACCAUGCUACAAUUCCACUUGUACUGUGUGCAGAUCUAAAUUCUCUGCCAGAUUCUGGUGUGGUUGAAUAUUUGAGCACUGGUGGCGUGGAAACAAACCACAAAGAUUUUAAGGAACUGAGAUAUAAUGAAAGUCUCACUAACUUCAGUUGUAAUGGGAAAAAUGGGACAACCAAUGGAAGGAUCACUCAUGGUUUCAAGUUGAAGAGUGCCUAUGAGAAUGGCCUAAUGCCUUAUACAAAUUACACAUUUGAUUUCAAGGGUAUUAUUGACUACAUCUUCUACUCUAAACCUCAGCUGAAUAUUCUUGGCAUCCUGGGACCUUUGGAUCAUCAUUGGCUAAUAGAGAACAAUAUAAGUGGCUGUCCACACCCACUCAUUCCUUCUGACCACUUCUCUCUUUUUGCACAACUGGAGCUGGUGCUGCCUUUCCUGCCCCCGGUAAAUGGAAUCCAUCUGCCUGGCAGGAGGUAGUCAAGUACAUUUUAGAGGGCAACCUCAAUCUCAUUUGUAAAAUUGUAAAAUCUGAACAUAGAGGAGUGAGGUAUGGCCAACAGGGAUCUUUCUUAAUGAUCUUAAUUUUAAAUCUAAUUAUUUGAUAAAGAAAUAGUAAAAGCCAGGUGCUAUCAGACACACAAUUCUGAGCCCAACAUGCUUUAUAUACUGUUAGACAGGGAUUGGUGCAUUGGCACCUUUCUUAGGUUUGUUACAAGUAAUCUGUUUGUUCUAUCCAAUGUAAUAUUUCAUGCCUUGAAAAUAGGGAAUUACUAUAAUAAAUUCUCUUUUGCACAGAUACCUGUAGCACUACUUUUUUGAGGCCAGUAGUAAAACAUCAAAAGACCAUUCUUCCAUACUUCACUCCCUUCUUUUUCAGACUUGUUUGUUUGUAUAAUAUAGAAUUUGAAUUUAGCCUUUAUUGAUUGUAUAUGAACAACAGAAAACCUGAUUUAUGAGAUUUUGUACUUUAAAAAAAUCAGAUUUGGAAAAUGAUUGUAUUGUAAACUAAGGCUAAAUUUUUAUCUGUUUCAUGUGUUAUAAAGGCCAGCUUGUAAAAGAAGCUGCAUCAGGCUUUCUCUGCUAAUGAUUUGCACUGUUAGGGUUUUAAGCCCUUAUGUACUACUUCAUUUUUUAAAUUGAGAACACAGCUUUUAAAUUUAAAUUUGAUGAAAUCAUUGCAAAUUUCUUCCAGCUAGCUAACCUACAUGCAUUUCUUUUUUUCUUUUUUGUUUAACUUAAACAACAGAUAAGUGGUUGCAGAUUAGGCUUUUGUGUUGAUAGCUUUUAUUAAAAUAUAUGUUCUAACAUUUUUCUGUCUGAAGUGGAACUGCAGAACAUUAUAUACAGCUUUCUGGUAUCUGUGUUAAGUCAUCCAUUUCCUAGCUCCACUGUGCCUGCUUGAUUUUGUUCUCAAUUAGCACUGCCUGUGCACGCAGAGAGAACCUGUGCAUCCUCUUUUAUUUUUUUAAAUAAUGUUAACAUUUUGUGAAAAUUUUAUGAAGAUACUUUUGUAUAAGCUGUGGCAUCUAUUUUUUUCCUUUGUGAAGUGUUGAAUAUCACUUUUUGAACAUGUUCAGAUGGUGGGUACACAAAUGCUAAGCUUCUGAUACCCAUGCACUGCUUCUUUCAGUGUCAUUGCACAAAGCUGUGUUUGUUUCUCUCCACCCCACCACCAGUGCUAUCAUGUGAAUUCCUUUUCAAUUUAACCAUAUUCCUCAGUCAUUCCUCAGUCAUCAUUCCUUAAAGGUAAAAUGUACCAUUUUCUACUUUAUGAAGCAGUGUAACUAGACAUGUGUUUUCAGUACAGGUUCCCUAGACAACACUUCAGAUCAGUCAUUAAAGUGACCAAGUCCUAUUCUAUAAAGUGUCAACAAAACUAAGGAUAUAGUGUACCCUCCUAGUGCCAUUUGUAUUUGAAAGCCAAGUCUGUGUGUGUCUGUGUGUGUGUGUGUAUACGCACACCCACACACUGUCCUAAAAGGGAAAUUCUUUCUAAUCCUCAGCAAAUAUACCACCAGUAAUAAAUCCAUUUCAUAAUUAGAGAGAGAACUCGGUCAGACUGCUUUUGUUUCAACUGCAGGCAGAGAAACAAAAGCUCACUCUCGAAUUGAGCUGUUCUGAAAAUAAUAAACGUUUUAGAAACUAAAAUGCAUCUUUGUAAUAAUGAUUGAAAAUUUUAUAAAGAGGAAAUUAUCAGCACUUAGAAGUGCUUAAGCAUUUUGUUUUAAAGAGAACAAUAAAUUUGCAAGGAGCUCAUGUUUGAAAAACAUUUUUAAAUUUCAGUAGGAAAAGUCUAGAUCUUGAAUCCUUGUCUAGGACCUGUUUUUUUUUUUCUUUUGUUACUUGUUUUUUAGUUCAAACACCAAACAUGUCCAGUUUAUAAUCAAUACAUCGGAAUGCUGGUAAUAAUUGAUGUAGUAGAUUCAAUGAGUAGUGUUGCUUUUUCUGUUCUUGUUUUUUGGGUUUGGGGUUUAUUUUGUAAAAGUGUGAAUAAAAGGUGUUUUACUCAUGUUUCCUUAACAAUGUGUUGGUAAUGUGCAUCAUGACAAUUUUCAGUGGCAGUGGAGCCAAUUUAGCUUGUCAUAUUCAGCAACCUGUUUUGUUUCCUGAUUACCUUAGUUAUUUAAUAGUAUGUCCAGAAAGCUUUAUGGAAGGGAAGCACUUAUUCAUUUUAUAUUUCUAGGAGGAAUUAAUUCUUCCUUUUUAGCUGGAGCUUGAGUGCACUUGGUAAAUCCUAAAGGUUUAAGCUUUACACAUGCAUUUUCACCUUUCUUUGUUCAGUCUUAAAAUAUCUUUAUAUGAAUUUAUGGCAGCACAUUAAAAGGUUACGAGCCCAUUUAUGUGCUCAAGGACUCUCUUCUUGCCUGAACAUGUUACAAUCUAUGGGCAGCUCAAAUUACUUUUCCAUGUUUGGGAUAAUAAGAUUCUUGAAGAAUGAGAGCUCGGAAAAUAGCAGACUACUUUUGACAUGAAUAGACUUGGUCAGAUACUACAAUAAUGAACUGAAUCUCAAUCUGAGGAAAUAGUCUGCAUCUUUGCAGAAUGAUAUAAGCUGCACCAAAUGUGUCUGGCAGUAGAUUUCACUAAAGUAAUACUUUUAAAAUUCCUGCAUCACACAAAUUCAGACAUUUCAUAAAUGAAUGCAAUAAACUCUCUGUCUUCACAAAAUGAUAAUUUUCAAUAACCUUAACACUUUAUUUACUUAAGGUGGCUUUGGAUGUUGCCAUAAUAUAUGUUCCUUGUUUCUUAUUUAACAUACUUGCAUCUUUUCAAGAGAGCAUAAAGCAUUGCUGAGCAGUAUGAGGCUCCUUCACCCCAUCUCCAGUUGAAACCAACUAGGUAUUUCUCUAGCAACAAUCAGAUAUGGAAAACAUCUCCUGAUCACCUGUGUAUUUUUAAUAAUGUGCAUUAAUUCAAUUAAGGUGGCAUUUAAUAGGGAAAUAUAAAAUAUUAUAGAUUAUGGGGUUUUAAGAUCGAAGAGAAACGUCUCUAGGAAAUGUGUGUAAUUAUUUUGUCCCUCUUUAUGGGUUUAAAACAUUCAAGUCUCAGCUGUGAAGCUAACCCAUUCAGGAUGCAGACGUGACACCCAGUGAUAAUAAAACUCUUUUAAAACUAUAUAAAUUCUGCUAUGGCUAACAUGUAUAAUAGUAGGUUCAAAUGUCAAGUCCUCACUUCAUCCAAGGGGCGAAGAAUUCAAAGACAAAAUAAUUGCACUACAAUUUUCAACAAAAAUAAUCACUCUGCACAUUUUACAAGUCAAAUUGACAGCUUACAUAGUGAGUCUGUUUUUCCCAUCCAGCCUGACACAGUAUUUUAGUAUAUGUUAACUCCUGCUAUACUUUUUGGUUGUGUAUGCUUUUUUAAAAUGUAGGUAUCUUGGUAUGUUUAAGUAGUGUCUAAAACUUAGAUUACCUAGUCUCUCUUCACAGUACUUCUGUAUAACGUGUAAUGCACUGGACUAACUCUUGUUUACCAUAUGUGUAACAAAAAAAACAAAAAAAAAAACCAGCACAUCAUCUGCACUAAGCUCAAAGAAUGUUGCAUUUGUCUAUAGGCAGCUCUUCAAUAUGAUAAAUGGGAAAUUGAAUAUGGUCUGAUGGUAAACAAGGGCUUUUACUGUUCUCUUCAGUGGAACUUUCUUCUUGGUCAAAUUUUAACUAGCUAGUAUUAUAUUUAUAUACAGGGUUGUCUUUUUUUUCUUUACCAAUGUAUUUUCCUACUCAUAGCUGACCAAUAAAUUCAAUAUCUGUUUCAAAUCUC